AUAAAGCUGUCCCUUGUCAGUGAGAGCCUUGACUUCUCCAGCCUGCCAGACUGCGGUAUUUUGCCUGACAAGCCUCCUUCCCUCCUGAAGUGACAGUUCAGCCUGCAGAGCAGCCAUGGGAGACGCUGAGAUGGCGGAGUUUGGGGCCGCCGCCCCCUACCUGCGCAAGUCAGACAGGGAGCGUCUGGAGGCACAGACUCGCCCCUUCGACAUGAAGAAGCAGUGCUUCGUACCCGACCCCGUGGAGGAGUUUGUGAAGGCAACAAUCAUAAGCCGCGAAGGAGAUAAGGUCACUGCGGAGACCUACCAUGGGAAGACUGUCACAGUGAAAGACAGUCAGGUCGUCCAACAGAACCCGCCCAAGUUCGAUAAAAUCGAAGACAUGGCCAUGCUGACCUUCCUGCACGAGCCCGCUGUGCUGUACAACCUCAAAGAGCGUUACGCAGCCUGGAUGAUCUACACCUACUCUGGGCUGUUCUGCGUCACUGUCAACCCCUACAAGUGGCUGCCUGUGUACAAUGCAGAGGUGGUCAAUGCCUACAGAGGCAAGAAGAGGACUGAAGCUCCUCCCCACAUCUUCUCCAUCUCUGACAACGCCUAUCAGUACAUGCUGACAGACAGAGAAAACCAGUCCAUCCUCAUCACUGGAGAAUCCGGUGCUGGGAAGACUGUGAACACCAAGAGGGUCAUUCAGUACUUUGCCAGCAUUGCGGCUGUGGGCGGGAAGAAGGACUCGGCAGCGGCUAACAAGGGCACCCUGGAGGAUCAAAUCAUCCAGGCCAACCCAGCCCUGGAGGCCUUUGGCAAUGCCAAGACUGCGAGGAACGACAACUCCUCGCGAUUUGGCAAAUUCAUCCGAAUUCACUUUGGGACCACUGGAAAACUUGCAUCUGCUGACAUUGAGACAUAUCUGCUGGAGAAGUCUCGUGUGACCUUCCAGCUCAAGGCUGAGAGAGACUAUCACAUCUUCUACCAGAUCCUGUCCCAGAAGAAGCCAGAGCUGCUGGAGAUGCUGCUCAUCACCAACAACCCCUAUGACUAUGCCUUCAUCUCCCAAGGAGAGACCACAGUGGCGUCCAUUGAUGAUGCUGAUGAGCUGAUGGCCACAGACAGCGCUUUUGAUGUGCUGGGCUUCACUCAGGAAGAGAAAAACAGCAUCUAUAAGCUGACUGGAGCCAUCAUGCACUACGGCAACAUGAAGUUCAAGCAGAAGCAGCGAGAGGAACAGGCAGAGUCUGAUGGCACUGAGGAUGCUGACAAGUCUGCCUAUCUGAUGGGUCUGAACUCUGCUGAUCUCAUCAAGGGUCUGUGUCACCCCAGGGUGAAAGUAGGGAAUGAAUGGGUGACCAAGGGGCAGAAUGUCCAGCAGGUGAACUACGCCGUUGGUGCCCUGUCCAAGGCAGUGUAUGAGAGGAUGUUCCUGUGGAUGGUGGUGAGAAUCAACCAGUCCCUGGAGACCAAGCAGCCUCGCCAGUACUUCAUCGGUGUGCUGGACAUUGCUGGGUUCGAGAUCUUUGAGUUCAACACAUUUGAGCAGCUGUGCAUCAACUUCACCAACGAGAAGCUGCAGCAGUUCUUCAACCACCACAUGUUUGUGCUGGAGCAGGAGGAGUACAAGAAGGAGGGGAUCGAAUGGGAGUUCAUUGACUUCGGCAUGGACCUGCAGGCCUGCAUUGACCUCAUUGAGAAGCCCAUGGGUAUCAUGUCCAUCCUUGAAGAGGAGUGCAUGUUCCCCAAGGCCAGUGAUACUACCUUCAAAGCCAAGCUGUACGACAACCAUCUUGGCAAAUCAGCAAACUUCCAGAAGCCCAGGAUUGUCAAGGGGAAACCAGAGGCCCAUUUUGCCCUGGUUCACUACGCUGGCACUGUGGACUACAACAUCAAUGGUUGGCUGGUGAAGAACAAGGACCCCCUGAAUGAGACGGUGGUGGGGCUGUACCAGAAGUCUUCUCUCAAGCUGCUCAGCAUCCUGUUCGCUAAUUAUGCUAGUAGUGACUCAGCACAAGAAGGGGGCAAAGGCAAAGGAGGAGGAAAGAAGAAGGGUUCGUCCUUCCAGACUGUGUCAGCUCUCCACAGGGAGAACCUGAACAAGCUGAUGACAAACCUGAGGUCCACCCACCCUCACUUUGUGCGCUGUAUCAUCCCCAAUGAGACUAAGACUCCAGGAGCCAUGGAGAAUCCUCUGGUAAUGCACCAGCUGCGCUGUAAUGGUGUGCUGGAAGGCAUCAGGAUCUGCAGAAAGGGUUUCCCCAACAGGAUCCUGUACGGGGACUUCAAACAGAGAUACCGCAUCCUGAACCCCUCUGCCAUCCCUGAAGGCCAGUUCAUAGACAGCAAGAAGGGAGCAGAAAAACUGCUGGGGUCCCUGGACAUUGACUGCCAACAGUACAGAUUUGGACACACUAAGGUGUUCUUCAAGGCUGGGUUGCUGGGUCAGCUGGAGGAGAUGAGAGAUGACCGCUUGUCUCUCAUCAUCACUGCUAUCCAGGCCAGGUCCCGUGGUCUUCUCUCAAGAAUUGAGUACCAGAAGAUCGUAGAGCGCAGAGAUGCCCUGCUCGUGAUCCAGUGGAACGUCCGAGCCUUCAUGAGUGUGAAGAAUUGGCCCUGGAUGAAGCUCUUCUUCAAGAUCAAACCUUUGCUAAGAUCUGCUGAAGCUGAGAAGGAGAUGGCCAACAUGAAGGAGGAGUUCCUGAAGCUCAAAGAGGCCUACGCCAAAUCUGAGGCCCGCAGGAAGGAGCUGGAAGAGAAGAUGGUCUCUCUUCUCCAAGAGAAGAAUGAUCUGCAGCUGCAAGUUCAGGCUGAACAAGAUAAUCUUUGUGAUGCUGAGGAACGGUGUGACCAGCUGAUUAAGAACAAGAUCCAGCUGGAGGCCAAAGCGAAGGAGCUGACAGAGAGGCUGGAGGAUGAGGAGGAGAUGAACGCAGAGCUGACUGCCAAGAAGAGAACUAAUUUGGAAAAGAUGUGCAGGACUCUGGAAGACCAGAUGAAUGAGUACCGGACCAAGUCUGAAGAAAGCCAGCGUGCUAUCAAUGACUUUACUAUGCAGAAAGCCAAGUUGCAGACUGAGAAUGGGGAGCUGUCCAGGCAGCUGGAAGAGAAGGAGUCUCUAGUCUCCCAGCUGACUAGAGGCAAGCAGUCCUACACCCAGCAGAUUGAGGACCUCAAGAGACAACUGGAAGAGGAAGUCAAGGCGAAGAAUGCGCUGGCCCACGCAACGCAGUCUGCUCGCCAUGAUGCAGACCUGCUGAGGGAGCAGUAUGAGGAGGAGCAGGAGGCCAAGGCUGAGCUGCAGCGCAGUCUGUCCAAGGCCAAUGCUGAAGUGGCUCAGUGGAGAACCAAAUACGAGACUGACGCCAUCCAGAGGACAGAGGAGCUGGAGGAUGCAAAGAAGAAGCUGGCUCAGAGGCUGCAGGAUGCAGAGGAGGCCGUGGAGGCUGUGAACGCUAAAUGUUCCUCCCUGGAGAAGACCAAACACCGUCUGCAGAAUGAGAUCGAAGAUCUGAUGGUGGAUCUGGAGAGGUCUAAUGCAGCUGCUGCGGCUCUGGACAAGAAGCAGAGGAACUUUGACAAGGUACCACUGGACAUGAGUCUGAGUGAUCUGAGGGAGACCUCAAUGAGCCUCUCUGAAGCCCCUGUAAUAAAGAAGAAGAUGGAGGGAGACCUCAAUGAGAUGGAGAUCCAGCUCAGCCAGGCCAACAGGCUGGCGGCAGAAGCCCAGAAACAGCUGAAGAGCCUGCACUCCCAUCUGAAGGAUGCUCAGCUGCAGCUGGACGACUCCCUCCGUGUCAACGAUGACCUGAAGGAGAACAUCGCCAUUGUGGAGAGACGCAACAACCUGCUGCAGGCGGAGCUGGAGGAGCUGCGCUCGGUGGUGGAGCAGACAGAGAGAGCCCGCAAGCUGGCGGAGCAGGAGCUGCUGGACGUCAGCGAGAGGGUGCAGCUGCUGCACUCCCAGAACACCAGCCUGAUUAACCAGAAGAAGAAGCUGGAGGCUGAUACAUCCCAGCUGCAGACGGAGGUGGAGGAGGCUGUGCAGGAGUGCAGGAACGCAGAGGAAAAGGCCAAGAAGGCCAUCACUGACGCUGCCAUGAUGGCAGAGGAGCUGAAGAAGGAGCAGGACACCAGCGCUCACCUGGAGCGCAUGAAGAAGAACAUGGAGCAGACCAUCAAGGACCUGCAGCACCGUCUGGACGAGGCGGAGCAGAUCGCCAUGAAGGGCGGCAAGAAGCAAGUCCAGAAGCUGGAGGCCCGCGUGAGGGAGCUGGAGAACGAGUUGGAGGCUGAACAAAGAAAAACUGUAGAGUCCGUGAAGGGAAUGAGGAAAUACGAGAGACGCCUCAAGGAGCUCACCUACCAGACGGAGGAGGACCGUAAGAAUAUGGCCCGCCUGCAGGAUCUGGUGGACAAACUGCAGCUGAAGGUGAAAUCCUACAAGAGAGCUGCUGAGGAGGCUGAGGAGCAGGCCAACACCAACCUGGGCAAGUUCCGCAAGCUGCAGCACGAGCUGGACGAAGCCGAGGAGAGGGCUGACAUUGCGGAGUCCCAGGUCAACAAGCUGCGCGCCAAGACCCGUGAAGUGGGCUCCAAGAAAGGGCUUGAUGAAGAGUGAAGCUCUCAGAAGGACCUUUCUGAAAACCUCUAGUCUGCUGUGCUUUAGUCUACCUCUGCUUUCUCUCUGCCCUUCCUCUAAUUCUGUAGAAUAAAAUCAGUUUCAAAUCAAA
Molecule: messenger RNA, 4721 nt
Organism: Lepisosteus oculatus (spotted gar)
Lineage: Eukaryota; Metazoa; Chordata; Actinopteri; Semionotiformes; Lepisosteidae
Source: RefSeq, a predicted model, not a curated record